Molecule: messenger RNA, 829 nt
Organism: Linum trigynum
Lineage: Eukaryota; Viridiplantae; Streptophyta; Magnoliopsida; Malpighiales; Linaceae
Source: the annotation of a GenBank genome assembly
CAUUCAGAUCUUCAACAGAUAACAAUCACAUUUUCGCUCCCUAAAUAGUCACUUCCUCACCUUCAUUCAUUCACUCCCUCGCUUGAGUUUCCAGAAAGCUGCUCAAAAGUUUAAAUUGGAGCUAUCUAUGGCUAUGAGUUCGACAAGCAAAGCUUGGAUGGUAGCCGCCAGCAUAGGAGCCGUGGAGGCACUCAAAGAUCAAAUGGGAUUCUGCAGGUGGAAUUACAUCCUCAGAUCUGUUCAUCAUCACGCCAAAACCAACGUUAGAUCCUUCUCUCAGGCGAAGAGCCUUGCGCCUUCCUCUGCCGCACUGGUCUCCAAUAAAUUGAAGGAGCCUCAACAGGCUGAAGAAUCUCUAAAGAAAGUUAUGUACUUGAAUUGCUGGGGUCCUAAUUGAGAUGCCCGGAACUGUAGGUUUAUUCAUAGAGAUAGAAAGAGGUUUUUGGUAAUAUCUGUAGCCUCUGCUGAUGUUCAUAGUGGAAUGUAAAAAUGUGAUUGUACUACUAGAACCUCUUCAAAUGACAGAAAAACAAAUUGUCUAAGGAUCCAUAAUUGGGAGCUCGGUUUUUUAGUUAUUAUGAUUGAACACCACAAUCGGGUUUCUACAUCGAACUAAUUGAAGGUUCUAAGUAUCCAAAAGAUCAAGAUCGACUGUAUUUGGACCUGCGGUCAGAGAAUAGAAACAUUGGGCAAUCUGGGUGGGUGCGAUUUUGAGGGAGAAGUAAGCAGUCUCAAGGGGAAGAUAGUAACCUCGCUUGUGUCGGCUGGCCUAACGUCCAUUGUCUCUCAUACCAACGUUUUUUUUUUAUAAUAAAAGUAGAGUUCAGCA